This is a messenger RNA of Myotis myotis, 2405 nucleotides long. It is a transcript of the gene RRAS2, whose product is annotated as RAS related 2. Gene Ontology annotation, cellular component: plasma membrane. The coding region runs from base 484 to 996 and encodes 170 amino acids. Gene Ontology annotation, molecular function: GDP binding; GTP binding; GTPase activity. Gene Ontology annotation, biological process: signal transduction. The record is from RefSeq and is a predicted model, not a curated record. The transcript has 7 exons. NCBI's taxonomy places the organism in Eukaryota, Metazoa, Chordata, Mammalia, Chiroptera, Vespertilionidae.
GACGGCCAUUUGUAGCGGCGCUGGAGGCUGGUGCGGCAGGCGCUGCGGAGACGUGUGCACUCGCGCGCCCCUCGGUCGCUGCUGCCCCGAGCCCCUGCGGUCACCCCGCUCCUCCGCGCCUCGGGCGGGACUCGGCCAGCCGGGGCGCCGCGCUGCCGCCCGCGCCGGCCUUCCCAGCAGCUCCGGGCGCCCGGGACCCCCGCCCGCCCGCUCGCCCGCAGCCCGCCGGCCGCACACGUCCCCGGAGCCGGGCCUAGGGCGGGCGGCGGCUCGGCGUGGCCGGGCUGGGCUCGGCGGCGUCCCCAUGGCCGCGGCCGGCUGGCGGGACGGCUCAGGCCAGGAGAAGUACCGGCUCGUGGUGGUCGGCGGAGGCGGCGUGGGCAAGUCGGCGCUCACCAUCCAGUUCAUCCAGAAUCAUCUUCCAAUUGAUGACAUCCUAGAGUCAACAGAAGAUGGUAUUCCUUUUUUUCUCUGGCCUCCUACAUGACAUCCUAUUUUGUGACGGAUUAUGAUCCAACCAUCGAGGAUUCCUACACAAAGCAGUGCGUGAUAGAUGACAGAGCAGCCCGGCUAGAUAUUCUAGAUACAGCAGGACAAGAAGAGUUUGGAGCUAUGAGAGAACAGUAUAUGCGAACUGGCGAGGGUUUCCUGUUGGUCUUUUCAGUCACAGAUAGAGGCAGUUUUGAAGAGAUCUAUAAGUUUCAAAGACAGAUUCUCAGAGUAAAGGAUCGUGAUGAGUUUCCAAUGAUUUUAAUUGGUAACAAAGCAGAUCUGGAUCACCAGAGACAGGUAACACAGGAAGAAGGACAGCAGUUAGCACGACAACUGAAGGUGACUUAUAUGGAGGCAUCUGCAAAGAUUAGGAUGAAUGUAGAUCAAGCUUUCCAUGAACUUGUCCGGGUUAUAAGGAAAUUUCAGGAGCAGGAAUGUCCUCCUUCACCAGAACCAACGCGGAAAGAAAAAGACAAGAAAGGCUGCCAUUGUGUCAUUUUCUAAGAAUCCCUUGAGUUAUAGCUACCAACUGCCAGGAAAGCCCUCACCUUCUCUCCGUAUGGUGACGUCACGGUGGUACCUUUCUAGCCUUAGGCAAGUGAACACGGUGGUGGCCUCUGACCAAGAAGUUGGCUGACCCUUUCUGUGAGGCUGACCCCAUCGUCGUUUCAAGACAGAUGGAAAGGAAACACUAAGGCUGCUUCAAAAGUUGUCUGAUUAUUUCAAAAGAGAUAACUGUGUAAACAGACACAUUCUUUUUUAAGGGCUUACAUUUUACUAGGGAUGAAUCAGAUUUGGAACCUAAGCUGUUUGCCAAGCUGAAAUCAUAGGUUUUGAAAUAACUUUUAACUUCUGGAAUCAUAUUGCCUACUGUUAACCUAAAUAGAAAUAUAGGGAGUUUUUUUUAAAUGUGAAUUUUUGCCUAUCUCUAAAACUUUUUAUGUCACCUUUAGUUACCGUAAAUACACUGAAUUGAAUCCUCAAAAGUGAGACAUCUCAGACCUUUACUGAUGUUACAGCCUUUGUUUUCCAGUGGCCAAAAUACCAAAAUGCCUAUUGUAUUUAUAAAUUAAAAACUGCUUUAAAAGCCUUUAUAUUACUCCUGUUCUUAAAGGUGAUAAUAUUCUGUGUGGCCAAAUAUUUGAACUCAUUCUGGACUUAGGCAUUUCAAUGGUCUUGGUUUCCUAAUUUCACUCUUUUCACAACCAUGUUCAGAGUAAGAAUAAAGAAUUUAUGUCUGUCUUCCUUUGUAAGUGUUUCUGGAUAAGGGGGUUCAAAAAAAACUAAAACUGUUUUUGUUUGUAAUAUAAAAUAUGGAAUUGAUCUUUCCAGGGUCAGAGAUGAUUAAUGUUUUUGCUAUAUACUUUUAUACAUUAUUUUCUUAUCAAACUAGUUAACAAGUAUUUUUAUAUGUUUGUAAGCAACUAUGCUUUCACAGCAUACCUUGUGCAUAUGUAAAGAUAAGUAUUUAAUUCUCACUGUUCACUUUUAACUGACAAAGAAAAAAAAAGUGACAACUACAGGAACUGUGGUGGAACUUGACCUGCUCUUCUGGUCCUGGUUGUGGCAAUCUUUGGCCAGUCACGUAGCUCCCCAAGAAACCCGCCCAGCAGAGUACAACAAGAGGAGGAUCUGAAACCGCCCUCAGCGUCCCGCUAGAUAUUGACCGUGUAUCCGGUAGUACCUGUAAACCUUUAAAUUGACAAUUACCAUAACGUGGAUGGCUCCUGAUUUCGUUUUUAAUUCUGUGGAUUGUGUUUAAACAAUUCAAAAGUCUGUUCCUGAUUUUGAGAUACUAAGUGGUAUUGCACAGUUGUCACUUUAUUGAAUGUGUACAACAGUCCCAGGAGGUUUAUAAUUCGUGCCCUUGUAUAGAUUCAGGUGCUGGAAUUAAAAUUGAUCUGUUAUCACAA